Puntigrus tetrazona (Sumatra barb) is the source of this 1665-nucleotide messenger RNA. Its product is annotated as lymphocyte antigen 75-like. The coding region runs from base 174 to 1241 and encodes 355 amino acids. The record is from RefSeq and is a predicted model, not a curated record. The transcript has 6 exons. Lineage: Eukaryota; Metazoa; Chordata; Actinopteri; Cypriniformes; Cyprinidae.
UGUAAACUGAAAAUAAAGUUACUAAUUAACUUCUUUUAUCCAGAAUCGAUUUGCCUGUCAUCACCUGCCCUCUAUAAAAUCACAUAUAAAAGUCUUUAGGUUCCUUCAGUACAUUGUCAAAUGAAAUAGUCUUCUCACCAGAUGCUGGUUUAAACACGUUGAACACGACUAAGAUGUUCCUUCACGCGCUGCUCCUUCUCUGUGCUUUUCCUCCUUCGUCUGCUAAAGGACGGCUGAGAGAAUUCCACAUACUACACUAUCGGAGUCUGAUAAAGUCUGCCGUAGAAGAAUGCACGAGAAACUACACUAACCUCGUCACGGUUUAUGACCGAGAAGAUGAUAUAGAACUCAGCACGCAGUUAGAUAAACUGUUCAAACGUAAUGUUAUCGAAAGCCCUACCGGCUGGAUUGGUGCAUAUUUAGGAAGAUGCAGUAAAAAAUGGUCAAACGGCGACGAGGUCAAUGAAAAUAUUACAAAAAAUAUUAAAAAGGAUUGUGCUAACGAAUGCUGCGCUACAAUGCUAACUAAUGGAGAUUGGUACCUUAACACAUGCAAUCUUAGCAAACCAUUCCUGUGUUAUGAACAAGAAGCUGGACGAGCAUCAUACAACUACGUGUACAUCGACGUUAAAAAAACCUGGUUUGAAGCUCAGCUGUACUGCAGAGAGAAACACGUCGAUUUAGUCAGUAUCAGAAAUGAGAAGGAAAACGAACAAGUGAAGAUAAAACUACAAAAGACUUGCUGGAUCGGCCUGCUGGAGGACGGUGUGAAAUGGAGUGACGAAGGACAAUCCGCUUACAGAAAAUGGACAAAUGAAGAUCUGCCAAAUAAAGGCCAUGUUUACAUGAGUGCAUUUGCGAAUUGGACAGUUGACAUCCAAGAAUCCAACAAAUUCUAUCCUAUAUGCUACAAAAGCUUCAUUUACGUCAGUCCUGGUCACAUGUCUUGGGAGAAGGCUCUGGAUCACUGCAACACUCAAAACAAUACAGCCGGGCUUCUGCGCAUCGAGUCUGAGGACGAUCAGAUAGAAACAGAGCGAGAGCUAAAAAGACAGAAGAUCUCGGGGCCGGUGUGGAUCGGGCUUAGACAGAGUCGACUUUUCGGGUUCUGGAUUUGGUCCAACGGGCUUCAGCUGGGACCCUGGACCAACUGGAAAGAAGGAAGCGCUCCAGAACAUCAGAUAUCCGAGCACUGCGGGGCCAUGGAGAAGAUCUGGAGAGCAAUGGACGCACUGCAGUGAAUGGGUGCCGUCAGAAUGAGAAUAAAAACAUCACGAUAUCACACAAGUAACCCACUCCGCUCCAGCCCAUCAUCUUCUGAAGCAAAAAGCUGUAUGUUUGCAGGAAAAACUAAAUCGUAUUUAAGGUGUUUUAACUUUAAUUAGUCCAUAAUCCAUAAUAAAGCUUCAUCCAGUAAAAAAAAAGUGCUCCAUAUUUUUACAGAACUGAUUUCAUUGCUUGAUUUAAACAUAUUCCUCUUUUUAUUUUCAUUUUCAAUGCUCUCAAGAAAGCAAUGAUAGCCUGAAGGUGUAUUAUUCUCAAACUUUAAUGCAAAUUUCUGUAAAGAUUUAUUCAGUUAAGCUUUAAUUAUUAAAUUGUAAAGCAUUUAUGAAUAAUGUAAUAAUAUUUGUUGUACUGUCUUUAAAUGCAAUGUUUUAUUUUUAU